ACCGUGGUACACAGCCUUGUGUCCCAGACCAUCUGGUCACCAUGCAAGUUGACCCUAGGCGUACGAUGCGCCAGGACACAUUUGACCUGCGCGACCAAAUCGCUCAUGAUGAAGACGGGCGCGGCAACGUUCACUUGGAAGCGGCCAACUACACCAGUACGGACGAGGAGGAACAUUCGGUACUGGAAAGCGAUUCGGAAGGCGAGGAGAAUGAGGAAGAGUUCAUCGACGACGACGGUUCAUCUUCCCUGUCGAUUCCCAAUGAGUCCAUCGACUUCGACCUUGUCUACUCUCUGCACAGCUUCGCUGCCACCGUCGAAGGACAAGCGAACGUGGUCAAAGGCGAUAGCUUGUUCCUCAUGGAUGACAGUAACAGCUACUGGUGGCUCGUCCGUGUCCUGAAAACCCAGGAGGUCGGUUAUAUUCCUGCAGAGAACAUUGAGACCCCAUUCGAGCGUCUUGCUCGUUUGAACAAGCAUCGAAAUGUUGACUUGGCUUCGGCAACGCAAGCAGAGCUUCAGUCUGAUCUCAGUCGAAUCCGCUCGGUGCUAGCCCCACAAGGUAGUCAGCCGAGUCCGGCCUCACCAACAAAUGCACCAAAUGCUCCUCGCACGGGCAACACCGUUCGAAACCCUCUCAACAAGCGACGGACUCUGUGUUUUUCUGCUGAACUAGAUGUGCACAGAUAUCCGCCUGCCGUUUGGAAUGAAGAAGAAUGGCUAAUCGAACGCGAAGAACGGCGUGCCGCUGCCGGGGCUGACUACGAUGGUUCUGACUACGGCGAAGAUGAUGAUGGGGAUGGCGAAUGGGACGUUGGAAACUACGAGUCCGAGGAUAGAGAACUUGCGGAGGAGGAGGUCGUCAUGCGAAGGAUAUCUGAAGCCUCUUUGGCGCAGGAUAUGGACGUGGGUGGACCUCCAAGAGAGCCUGUUCCUAAACUGGUACCUCCUUCUGAACCGGAUGACGGCAUGAGCUGGGAGAGCGGUGGGGUUUCCAUGCAGCAGGGGGAAGAGGCACUGUCGGCUCAAGAAUCUCAGUUGCGUAAAACUGGGUCAAUGGAGAGGAUUACUUCGGACCUUGCCGAGAUCACGGAAACGCGGAAGGUCACAGUCACACCCUCCAUUGCGCGUGAACCCGUCUCACCGGUGGACAAUGAGCAAGAGUUGGAAUCGCGCAAGCGACAGCGGGAUGAAGAUGAAGAGGUGGCACGGAAGCGCGUGGCCGCUAAGCCGGAGGUGAAAUCCAAUGCGACACCGAUGGGCGCACCCGUCAGCUCGACAUCAACCCAAGCCAAAGCUGCGAGUCCCGUCAGCGGCGGCAAACUCCGAAAACUUCAGGAACCCCUCGACGACGACAAGGAUGGGAAGAAGAAAAAAGGUGGUGUUUUCGGCAGCUUGUUCCGCAAGAGCAGUAAAGAGAAGGAGAAGGGCAAGACACCUUCGAUUGGGUCGGAGAAUGAUCUCAACAUUCGUGCAUCAGAAGAUUCCGGCAGACGACCCUCGAGCAGCAAUGCGGGGGAUGGGCUCAUGUCUCCUACCACGGCUGUGGCUAUGCAGCAGCAGCAGCAGCAACAGGCUACGAGCCUCCGCAACUCGACGGAUCCCAAACGAAUCCAGCAGAUGAUUCAGCAGCAGCAACCGCAGGGCUCACCGCAGGCUGCGUCGGCGGCAUCGCAACUCCGACAGCGAGAUCAGCAGCAGCAAGCUCUGUAUCAGCAGUACCUCAAUCGAUCACCGUCUUCUCCGCCGGAACAGCCGUCGUAUGGCCUACAGUCUGCUUCCGCCUACAUGGGCUCCAGUAGUAUGAGCGUUGCGCCCAGCUCAUUCAGCAGCCCGUCUUCUGGUCGGCAGCGCCCCGGGUCACUUAUUCUCACGCCCUCUGACGGCGUCGGUGUCCCUGAGCUUAGCGUGAUUCGGGUCUUUGCAGGCCAUGGCCUGCAGACGGAUGCGACAUUCAAGACCGUACUGCUCAACACCUCGACGACCUCUGCCGACCUCGUCAGACAAGCCGUUCAACGAUUCCGGUUGGAGGACUUGGACAUGAGCGAUUACUUCCUCACGGUCAAGCAGAUGGAGGGGUCCAGCGCCGUUCUCAGGGACGAGGAGCACCCGUUGGUCGUUUUUGAAGGUUUGGUAGAGAGCGCACCACGCGUCAAGCGAAGCAGUGUGGGCAGUGUCAGCUCGGUCGCCAGCAAUCUUUCCAUGCAUCCGGCCAUCAAGAAGUUGGACAUGAACGAUUUCACCGACGAUUCAGUGGUCAAAUUCUACCUUAACAGAAGAAAUGCCGGCGACACAACCGUAGACAGCAUCGAUGCUGCCGACGACACGUUGGUCGCUGAGACCGUGGACGGAGACGAUUCUCAAAGAUAUCUCACCGUCUCGACCACUGCAGGCACAAAUGUCCAGCCGGAACGCUUCACUUCCCCUUCGAUCAGGUUUGCUUUGCAACUCGUCAUCUUUCCUGAAGACCUCCCCGAUGACAUGCUCUUUGAUCCGUUGACUGAGGCGAUCGUUUUCAAACACACGCUACGCGAUCGAGGUCGUCCGUCAAUCAACUCUCCUGGCGUAUCCCAGUCUUUGCGCCGGAAGGUUUUCGUAUUUCCAAAAAACGUGACUGUGGCCGAAGUUAUUGAGAUGGGCUUAGAACGAUUUGGGAUUGAGGAAGGAGUGGUUGAUGGUGGUGAUGAGAUCGAGGAUAAGCUUUCCAAACGACGAAGUGCUAUCCGUGUUCGAUAUGGGCUUGCUGUGGAUUUAGGUAACGGAAAAGAGCGAGAACUGUCUCCUUCUAGUCGUGUGAUCGAUGCAUUCUCAAGGCCACCAUCCUUUCGCUCCCCCCAGACGCAAUUUCAGAACAAGCGGCGCUCAGUCGACUCGGCACAGAUGCUAGGGACUGUGGAGGAUGUUGGUGCCGACGAUCCAAUAUUCAUUCUCAGACGAGCAACUGCAUAUCGGAGUUCGGCUGCAUCUCGGCAUCGCGUUUCAGGUGGACUGGACGAAAUUGCCUUGCAAAAGUUGCACAGAGACUCAGUUGAUGGCAAUACGAUUUCUGGAAGCUCUGCAAAGGAUAUAAUCGCAGCGCAGCGGGCAGCGAUGAAGGCCACUCAGGACCGGAUUCUGUCUGCAUCGACGAGCGAGCGAUCAGAGACAAGUCGGAGACAGCCCUCUGUGACUUCCUUGGUGUUGGAUGAUGUAUCUGGACAUGUCUCACCUGCGAAACUGACCCAGAAACGUGUGGCCAUUCCUCACGACGAUUUCGGGGUGUCUCAUAUGAUGGCUAUCAUCUCGCUGCGCGGGUCGGUCAGCAGAAAGCCUCUUGCUCCCCUGGAUACCGUCGAUGAGCUGUUAUUUGGUCGUCCAAUGGAUGUGACAUCGCUCCAUCCCAAGAUUCGGUCCAUCUAUGCUGACGCUGCCAAGGAUUUGGAUGAUAUUGACAAGCUGCUGGAUCGAUAUAUAUAUAAUUAGGAAUGGCUCGUUAUUAUUGUCCUUGCGAUCUAUCUACUUUUUAGCCAUCAACGUCUUUCUGUAGGCCUCCUCGAGUUCGGCUUGGACGUUGGGUAAUGCUGGCAUGUGUGUCUUGUAUUCCAUACUGAAUUCACCUGCCCGGAGAGUGAGACCGCCAUAAGAGAAUCGCGAUGAUAUAAGCAGUACCUUUGCCUUGGGUGGAUCCUCGCAAUUGAUUGGAGUAUCCAAACAUGUCGUUCAGAGCAACAUCGGCAACGGCCGUGAACUCGUCGUCGCGGACUUCACUGUCGAUGAUGGUCCCUCUCCUUGUGUUUAGACCCCCAAUGACAUUGCCUGUAGGUGCCAAUAAUUGGUCCUGGAGGGACAAAAUACUUCAGAGCACUGACUUUGGAACUCUCCGGGCGCCACAACCUCUACUUUCAUGAUGGGUUCCAGUAGAGUGGCCUGAGCAGAUUUGAAGGCUUCGCGGAAAGCGCCAAUUGUCGCGUUGCGGAAAGCAAGCUCGGACGAAUCGACAGCGUGGAAGCCUCCAUCUUGCAGAACAAAGCGUACUCCAGUUAUGGGGUUUCCUGUCAGAGUCCCCUUUUCCAGAGCCUCGUAGAAACCCUGUGCUCCAAUAUAAAUAUGUUGUGAGCGGCAAGAGAAAAACGACGCACCCGCUCAAUGGCCGGAAUAAAGUUGGACGGAAUUGUGCCUCCCAUGAUCACAUUUUCAAAACCAACGUCCUUACCAGUUUCGGGGUCCAUCUCCAUAGGCUCAAUAUAUCCAGCGACCUUUGCGUAUUGUCCAGCACCGCCGGUUUGCUUUUUGUGCACAUAAGUGAAUGGGGAUUUCUUCAUGAUUGUCUCCCGAAAUGCGACACGGGGUUUGCCGGUGAUGCAAUCGACGUUGUACUCUCGUCGCAUCCGUUCGACGUAGAUUUCCAGAUGCAAUUCUCCCAUUCCCGAAAUGAUGGUCUG
Messenger RNA from Mycena citricolor, 4420 nucleotides. Lineage: Eukaryota; Fungi; Basidiomycota; Agaricomycetes; Agaricales; Mycenaceae. The record is from the annotation of a GenBank genome assembly.